Chanos chanos (milkfish) is the source of this 2893-nucleotide messenger RNA. It is a transcript of the gene cul4a, whose product is annotated as cullin 4A. The coding region runs from base 476 to 2737 and encodes 753 amino acids. Gene Ontology annotation, cellular component: cullin-RING ubiquitin ligase complex. Gene Ontology annotation, molecular function: ubiquitin protein ligase binding. Lineage: Eukaryota; Metazoa; Chordata; Actinopteri; Gonorynchiformes; Chanidae. The transcript has 20 exons. The record is from RefSeq and is a predicted model, not a curated record. Gene Ontology annotation, biological process: ubiquitin-dependent protein catabolic process.
ACCACAGAACGAUGAAAAUUAAGCGGGCAUACUUCUUUGUCUUACUCCGACUGAAGCAGUCUGACGAACACAUUGCAUGUUCAAUAAAUCUUAUUCCGACUUCCCAAGAGGGACGCCGUGGGUUUACGCACUGAGGAACUGGAGACAGUCCAGUGUUCUUACCAGCUAGUUGGCUAGCUGCUAACUUAAGCUCAACUUUACAAACGCUAGCAAGCUAAUAGCUGUUAGCCGAGUUCUCAUCCCUGCGUCAAAUGCUGGACAAACACAGGGGGGUCAGUUGCUACACUUUGUCGGCUUGAACAGGCACGACCGAUGCUCUGACAUCUGUUUUUUUACGGAGUUAAUUUGUGCAUGUAAGUCGAAAGGGCGGCGUGCCUUCCGCGUGAAUGCGUUGAGUUUUGAUGAGUGAACUGAAGACGAAGGAAUAAAAGUGUCAGUCUCAGAUUGCAGUGGGAACCCCAGGCAUCUCCACAUAAUGGCAGAGGACAUAAGACAAAACAAGAAGGCAAACUUCUCCACGCUGACUGAGCACAACAACGGAGUAACAAAAACAAUGGCAUCCAAAACUGGAACGUCAAAGAAGUUGGUCAUAAAAAACUUUAAAGACAGACCCAAACUUACAGACAGCUAUACUGAGGACACCUGGCUGAAGCUGCGAGAUGCUGUGAGUGCCAUUCAGAACAGCACCUCCAUCAAGUACAAUCUAGAGGAACUUUACCAGGCGGUAGAGAACCUGUGUUCCUACAAGGUCUCCCCAAUGUUAUACAAACAGCUGCGGCAGGUGUGUGAGGAGCAUGUUCAAGCACAGAUCCACCAGUUCAGAGAAGAGUCUCUGGACAGCCUGUCCUUCUUAAAGAGGAUGAACAGGUGUUGGCAGGACCACUGCAGGCAAACGAUCAUGAUAAGGAGUAUUUUUCUCUUCUUGGACCGUACGUAUGUUCUGCAGAACUCUCUGCUUCCAUCUAUCUGGGACACUGGGCUGGAACUCUUCCGGACACACAUCGUAAGUGACGGCGCGGUCCAGAGCCGGACGGUGGAUGGAAUCUUGGAGCAGAUCGAACGUGAGCGUAACGGUGAGGCUGUGGACCGCAGUCUGCUCCGGAGCCUACUGGGCAUGCUCUCGGACCUGCAGGUCUAUAAGGAAUGCUUUGAACAGAGAUUUCUAAUGGAAACCAAUCGUUUAUAUGCAGCAGAGGGUCAAAGACUAAUGCAGGAGAGAGACGUACCCGAGUACCUUCAUCAUGUUGCUGGGCGCCUGGAAGAGGAAAAUGACCGUGUCAUCAGCUAUUUGGAUCAGAGCACUCAGAAACCACUCAUCUCCACUGUGGAGAAACAACUAUUGGGGGAGCACAUGACAGCCAUCCUACAGAAAGGUCUGAGCACCCUGUUGGAUGAGAAUCGUGUGACUGAACUGAUGCUGUUGUAUCAACUCUUCAGUAAAGUAAAGGAGGGACUUCCUGUUUUGCUCCAGUUCUGGAGAGAAUACAUUAAGACCUAUGGGUUUGGGAUAGUGGGGAGUCCGGAGAAGGAUAAAGAGAUGGUGCAGGAGUUACUGGACUUCAAGGACAAGAUGGACAACGUGACUCAGCAGUGUUUCCAGAGGAACGAGACUUUCAUUAACGCCAUGAAAGAGGCCUUCGAGAGCUUCAUCAACAAGAGACCCAACAAGCCUGCUGAGCUCAUCGCCAAAUAUGUGGACUCCAAACUGCGUGCUGGGAACAAAGAGGCCACUGAGGAAGAGCUGGAGAGAAUCUUGGACAAGAUCAUGAUCAUCUUCCGUUUCAUUCAUGGUAAGGACGUGUUUGAGGCGUUCUAUAAGAAGGAUCUGGCCAAGAGACUGCUGGUAGGCAAGAGUGCGUCCGUGGAUGCAGAAAAGUCCAUGCUUUCCAAACUCAAGCACGAGUGUGGUGCAGCUUUCACUAGCAAACUGGAAGGCAUGUUUAAAGACAUGGAGCUCUCCAAAGACAUCAUGAUUCAGUUCAAACAGUACAUGCAGAAUCAAAGUGAACCCAGCAGCAUUGAACUGACUGUCAACAUUCUCACCAUGGGCUACUGGCCUUCCUACACUCCCAUGGAGGUUCAUCUCCCCCCUGAGAUGGUGAAGCUGCAGGAGGUGUUUAAGACGUUCUAUCUCGGGAAGCACAGUGGACGUAAGCUCCAGUGGCAGCCCACGCUUGGCCAUGCUGUGCUGAAGACAGAGUUUAAGGAGGGGAAGAAGGAGCUGCAGGUGUCACUGUUUCAAACACUGGUGCUCCUCAUGUUUAAUGAGGGGGAGGAGUUUACAGUGGAGGAGAUCCGCUCCGCUACGGGCAUAGAGGAGGCCGAGCUGCGACGCACACUGCAGUCCCUGGCGUGUGGGAAAGCGCGCGUCCUGAAUAAGAAUCCCCGCGGAAAAGACGUGGAGGACGGAGAUCGUUUCAACUUCAACAACGACUUCAAACAUAAACUGUUCCGUAUUAAAAUUAACCAAAUCCAGAUGAAAGAGACGGUGGAGGAGCAGGUGAGCACUACAGAGCGUGUGUUCCAGGACAGACAGUACCAGAUCGAUGCGGCAGUGGUUCGUAUCAUGAAGAUGAGAAAGACCCUCAGUCACAACCUCCUUGUGUCUGAACUCUACAACCAGCUCAAGUUCCCUGUCAAGCCGGGAGAUCUGAAGAAACGCAUUGAGUCACUCAUCGACCGCGACUACAUGGAACGGGACAAGGAGAGCCCUAAUCAAUACCACUAUGUGGCCUGAGUUCAGUUUAGCACACAGGCCAGUAAGAGCGGUCAGUUCUCAGGCCACCAAACUGCUGAUCCUGGAUCUGCUCUCAGCUCGGGUUCCUUGCCUGCUCCCUCCCAGCCCUCCUCUGACUCAGCCAUCUCCACCUGGGAGUAGCUUGUCAAGACAGCC